Nicrophorus vespilloides is the source of this 896-nucleotide messenger RNA. RefSeq names its product DNA-directed RNA polymerase I subunit RPA43-like. The record is from RefSeq and is a predicted model, not a curated record. The transcript has 3 exons. Lineage: Eukaryota; Metazoa; Arthropoda; Insecta; Coleoptera; Silphidae. The coding region runs from base 64 to 873 and encodes 269 amino acids.
UUCAACGUGAUCAAAAUAUAACCAAAAAUAACUUAACAUAACCUUAAAAUCAAUUUGGUAAACAUGAAGGGUACUCUAGGUAAAGAUGAAAUUAAGGAAUUAUCUAAAGAAGAAACUUCAAAAAUUGCCUUGUCGAGGUCUAAUUAUCAUGUGAUAUUAAAUUCCUCACAAUUAGGAAAUAUUUUAAAGUCAGUGCUGGAGUAUUUACAAUUUAAAAAAAAAGAGUUGAACACAUGGUUUAAAGGAUAUGUAUUGCAUUAUGACAAUAUAAAAGUUUUGGACAAGGUUGCACCAAUAAGCUAUGAUAACUGCAUCCACAUUAAUAUUGCAGGUGAUUUUUAUAUAUUCUCACCUGAAAUUGGAGAUGAAUUUGAGGUGGUUGUUGUGCAGAAAAAUUUGCAUUAUAUCAAUUGUCUGCUGUAUGGAAGUGUACAUGUAGGUGUAAUACAUAAAAACUCAAGUAAUAUCCAAGUAGGUGAUAUUAUAAAAGUAAAAGUAUCACAAAAAGAAGCAAAGUUAUAUUUGAAUGCAGAAUUUAUAUGUAAAUGCGAAAAAGUUGCUACAGAAACGUUUGAUGAUGUUAAAGAAGGAAUCAUUAAAGAGGAACCAUUGAAUAAGUCUAUAAAAUUUGAAGAUGACGAAGUAUGCAUUAAAAAUGAACCGGAAGAAGUAAAAAUUGAAGAAGAAAAAAUAAUCGAUUCAACGGAUUCGGUUUCUAGUGGAUUGAAGAAAUCUAAACGUAAACGACAGUGUAAUGACUCAGAUUCUUCGGAAAACGGUGUGAAGUCAAAAGAAGAUGUCGAACAGAAUUUAGAAAUUCUGAGUAAACCCAAAAAACACAAACAUAAAAAAUCGAAAGAAAGUGUUAGUUAAUAAAUUAUUACUGUUAUAGAUUU